UUUUGCAAGAAACGCAGUCGCACUUUCAGUGGUCACAAGACCGAACGUCACAUGAGUCUCAAAAACAAAUGGACGGGGCAAGCUCGUCCGCAUUCCGGCCUAAAAAGUCUGGAGAGAAAGUGCCCGUAUGGACCUCUACACGAUACCUCCUGGCCGUUCUCGGCUCGUUCGGUUUCUUCAGCGCGUACGGCAUGAGGGUCAACCUGAGUGUCGCCAUGGUCGCCAUGGUGAACCACACCCAGAAAGCUGCGCUGAACGGAUCCGAAGACUGUGUGCCGAACACGAACACCACAGGCCAAGACAAGCCCGGAGAGUUUGGAUGGGACUCCGGUGAACAGAGUAUCAUCCUGGGAGCUUUCUUCUACGGCUACAUCGUCACACAGAUCCCAGGGGGCUUUCUUGCAGGGAGGUAUGGUGGGAAGCCAGUGUUUGGGCUGGGUAUCCUGUGUACAGCUCUCUUCACUCUGGUCACACCGGUCGCAGCCAGAGCAAACAAGUAUCUCUUCAUCGCUGUACGAGUCAUACAGGGGCUCGGGGAGGGUGUGACGUUCCCAGCCAUGCAUGCCAUGUGGAAGAGCUGGGCUCCUCCUAUAGAGAGGAGUAAACUGGUCACCAUCACUUACUCAGGUGCCCACCUCGGGACAGUGUUCUCCCUGCCCAUCUCAGGACUGUUGUGUGACCACUUUGGAUGGCCUUCUGUCUUCUACGCAUUUGGUGCUCUCGGCUGUUUGUGGUUUGUUAUAUGGAUGCUGAUGGUUCACAACACGCCCGAGGAACAUCCACGGAUAUCCUACGUGGAGAGGGAAUACAUACAGGGGGAACUCAGGAGGGAGGGGACCACCGGCAAGAAUGAAUCCAUCCCGUGGUUGACCUUUGCGACCUCUGCACCAGUCUGGGCGAUCGUUCUGUCUCACUUCAGCAACAACUGGGGCUUCUACACUCUCCUCACCGACCUGCCUACAUACAUGAAGGAGAUUCUACUGUUUGAUCUCACACAAGCCGGGUUCCUGUCAGCUGUACCUUACUUGUGUAUCUGGCUGGUCAUCAUAUUUGGAGGCCAGCUGGCAGACUUCCUCCGAGAGAACAAGUUCCUCAGUACCACAGCUGUCAGGAAGGUCUUCAACUGUGGCGGUUUGGUGUUGCCAGGUAUCUUCAUGGUUGCCACGGGAUACGUGAACUGCAGCCAACAGGUGCUGGCCAUCGUGUUCCUGACAUUCUCGGUGGCGAUGGGGGGACUGUGCAUGUCUGGGUUUAAUGUCAAUCAUCUGGAUAUCGCACCAAGGUAUGCAGGUGUACUGAUGGGGAUAUCUAACUGUGUUGCCACCAUUCCGGGCUUUGCUGGACCUGCAGUGGUGGGGAUACUCACCCAAAAUGCGAAAACCUGGAUAACUCGCAAGCAUCAAUGGCAGAUCGUGUUCUACAUCACAGCAGGAAUCAACGCUUUUGGCACCAUAACCUACGUACUGAUGGGAGAUGGUACAGUCCAAUCAUGGGCUAUGAGCCAAUCAGAAGCAAAGCGGGCCGCUCCAUUGGAUGAAGAUAGGGAGAGACUGGUUGUAAAUGAGGAGCAUGUAGAUCCAAGAACAUAUGGCUUUAUAGCACACGAUCAUAAUGCCUAGAUGUCUAAUGUAUUACCAAUAGAUUAUCAUUAAAUUGAUACACCUGUUUAAAAAAAAAUCUAAUUCAUCAAAUUUUUCUCUCAACCACUAUAUUUAUAUGAGAAUUACAUUACUGAGAAAAGUAGGUGAACUAUACAGUAAACAAAAAUUUACGCUUUGUUGCAAAAUCUUGCCAGAAGAGGGAUGGAGAGGUUUUAGGAUAUUUCAGACUUUGACGAAAAAAUUGCACACCAGAUCACAAGUUAGAAUGUACAAAUCUGGUAAUAAACUUCUCAAUAACAAACAAAGUUGCUGUCAACAAAAAUUACAAUUUGCAGACUAGACUAAGUCUUCAAUUUGAACAAGACGUACUUGAUCAUUUGUACAAUAUGCUUGGAAAUGUCUGUACUUAAUAUAUGUAUAUACAUUGUGUA
This is a messenger RNA of Branchiostoma floridae (Florida lancelet), 2032 nucleotides long. RefSeq names its product sialin-like. Gene Ontology annotation, biological process: transmembrane transport; monoatomic anion transport. The transcript has 12 exons. The coding region runs from base 69 to 1619 and encodes 516 amino acids. Gene Ontology annotation, molecular function: transmembrane transporter activity. The record is from RefSeq and is a predicted model, not a curated record. NCBI's taxonomy places the organism in Eukaryota, Metazoa, Chordata, Leptocardii, Amphioxiformes, Branchiostomatidae.